This is a messenger RNA of Aphidius gifuensis, 1723 nucleotides long. RefSeq names its product glutamic acid-rich protein-like. The transcript is spliced from 3 exons. NCBI's taxonomy places the organism in Eukaryota, Metazoa, Arthropoda, Insecta, Hymenoptera, Braconidae. The coding region runs from base 406 to 1683 and encodes 425 amino acids. The record is from RefSeq and is a predicted model, not a curated record.
ACUGAUAAAUUAGAAGAUGAAAAACCAAAAAUCAUUUCUAAAAAAAUUGAAUCACCUAGUCCUAAAAAAAAAUUAGCUGAUUUUAAUAAAAAAAAUGAUGAGAUUGCUAAAAAUCAAGCUCUUCUUGCUGCUAAAUUAAAUUCAAGUUCAGAAAAAGGCAAAAUAGAUACUGAGAAUGAUGAUGAUGAUGAAGAAGACGAUGUUGAUGGUGAAGAAAAAAAUUCAUCUAAUGAUUCUGAUGUAGAGUUGGAAGAAGAAAAGCAUCAUACAUCAAAUUUAAAAGUUGAUGAAGUUGAUCAAGUUGAUGAAGAUGAUGAUUAUGAGAAUGAAGAGGAAGAUGAAGAAGAAGAUGAUAAAAAAAGAUCUCCAAUUAAAAAUCAGCCAAAUAAGCCAGCUAAAAAAGAUAUGCUUUCAAGUGAUGAUGAUGAUGAGCCACAAAUACCUAAAAAAUCACCAGCAAAAACUCCAAAAAUUAUAAAAACAACUACAGAUAAUAUUUCUUCAUCCAAAAAAAGUGAUAAUAAAAUUAAAGUAACUAAAAAAACACCAAAAAGUUCAUCAGUAUUAACAAAAGAAGAAAAAAUUAAUGAGAAUGGUAAAGAUAAUGAUGAUGAUGAUAUAGUUCAACAAGAUAUGGAAAAAAUUAAAAAGAAGUUAUUUAAAAAACAAAAAAGUCAAGAAGUGACAAAAACAUUUGUUGAUAAAUCCACUCAAACAAUUGAGUCAUCAUUGAAAUCUAAAAAAUCAACCAAAAACAAUGCUGAUGGUGAUAAUACAAGUGUUGUUAAAACAGCACAAGCUAAGAAAACAAACAUCAAAAAAAAUAACACUGAUGAAGUAGUAGAAGAUGAAAAAAAAAAUGUUGUUAGUGAUGAGGAGAUAGAAAAACUAAAAAAUAUGAAAAUUAAAUUAGUACACGAACCACCAAGUCAGCAUCUUAUAGAAAAUAAUCCUGCUAAUCAUCAAUCAUCACCAGUUGAACGUGAAGAAUUUGAGAAAUUUAUUAAAAUUAAAAAAGGCUUUUACAACAAUGAAGAAGAUCAUUUGAUAACAAAAAAUUGGAAUGAAUUUUGUAUACUUCAUGACUGGGACAAAAAAAAUGUGGAGCCAUUUAUAAAUCUCCGCCAUGGUAAAAAAUAUUAUAUCCCAGAUGCUGGUGAGAGAAAAAAUUUCUUUAGGUUUUUGGGAAAUGGUCUAGAUAACAGGCCACUUAGCAGUAUAUUUACUCGUUUUUCAAACUUAUACAGCACCAAAAAAACUCAAAGAUUUACUAUUAUUGAAGAUGAUUAUAUUACUAAAUAUUUGUUGGAUCAUAAAGAUGAUAAUAAGCAACAAAUAUUUGCACAUCUUACAGCAAAAUUAAAUCGUCCAAGGGAUGCAAUUGCACGUCGUAUUAGAAUGCUUCAAGCUCGUGGUAAUAAGCCAAAAACAAAUGAAAAAAAAAAUACAUCAAGUGCCAUAAAAGAUGAUGUUAAAAAAUCAUCAGAUGAACAAAUUGAAUCACCUAAAGAACAACAUGAAUCAUCAGAAGAACAACAUGAAUCAUCAGAAGAAGAACAACAUCAAUCAUCAGAAGAACAAAAUCAAUCAUCAGAAGAACAACAUCAAUCAUCAGACGAACAACAUGAAUCAUCAGAAGAAGAACAAAAAUCAUCAUCAGAAGACGAAAAUGAUUCAGAUUAAAAUAAAAAAAAAAAAAAGAUAAUGAAUAACUUAACAUUUU